GCAACCGCCUUCUCCUUUCAAUCACAAAUCUCUCCCUCUCUCACGCACACACUUGUCUGAAUCGGAGAUUCGAAAAUGCGAGCUCUCAGCCGCAGCUUAGUGGCGCUUCUUCUCUGCGCCACCUUCCGCGCCGCCUUAUGCUUCAUCGACGGACUCUUGCCGAACGGCAACUUCGAGCACAGCCCAAAGCCCUCGGACAUGAAGGGAACAGUGGUCAUCAACUACAAAGCCAUCCCGUCUUGGGAGAUCUCCGGCUUCGUGGAGUACAUCAAGGCCGGGCAGAAGCAAGGCGACAUGCUGCUGGUGGUGCCGGAGGGGGCCUUUGCCGUGCGGCUGGGCAACGAGGCCUCCAUCAAGCAGCGGGUCAAGGUCACCCCGGGAAUGCACUACUCGCUCACCUUCUCCGCCGCCCGCACCUGCGCCCAGGAGGAGCGCCUCAACGUCUCCGUCGCCCCCGACUCCGGCGUGCUCCCGGUGCAGACGCUCUACAGCAGCAACGGCUGGGACUCCUACGCCUGGGCCUUCAGAGCCGUGUUUGACGUGGCGGAGAUCGUGAUUCACAAUCCCGGGGUCGAGGAGGACCCCGCCUGUGGCCCUCUCAUCGACUCCGUCGCCAUUAAAGCUCUCUAUCCUCCCAGACCUACCAGCAAGAACGUCCUUAAGAACGGCGACUUCGAAGAGGGGCCAUACAUAUUCCCCAACACCUCAUGGGGCGUCCUGGUUCCACCCAACAUAGAGGACGACAAUUCCCCCCUCCCCGCCUGGAUGGUCGAGUCCCUGAAAGCCGUCAAGUACAUCGACGCCGCCCACUUCUCCGUCCCCCAGGGCCGGCGCGCCGUCGAGCUGGUCGCCGGAAAAGAGAGCGCCAUCGCCCAGGUCGCCCGCACCAUCCCCGGCAAGACCUACGACCUCUUCUUCGCCGUGGGCGACGCCAACAACGCCUGCGCCGGCUCCAUGGUAGUCGAGGCCUUCGCCGGGAAAGCCACCCUCAAAGUGCCCUACGAGUCCAAGGGGAAAGGCGGGUACAAGCGGGCUGUCCUCCGAUUCGUGGCUGUUUCCCCCAGAACCCGAAUUAUGUUCUAUAGCACGUUCUAUACCAUGAGAAGCGAUGAUUUCUCCUCCCUUUGUGGGCCUGUUCUUGAUGAUGUGAAGCUGCUCAGUGUCCGGAAACCCCUCAAGAAGAUGUGAAAGCCAGCCUAACCAGUGUUAUAUAUUGAUCCACCACUACCAGCUCCAAGUUUGAAGUUUUUUAGUCCUUUGAUGGUUAAUCAUAUAGUAAGAACUGAAAUAUAGUUUUGUUGUAUGUGUUAUCUUCUGCAUCUUUUAAUCAUAAAGAUAGGUUUUAUACUAAGCCAUCCCUGGGAUGGUAUCA
This is a messenger RNA of Diospyros lotus (date-plum), 1372 nucleotides long. RefSeq names its product protein DUF642 L-GALACTONO-1,4-LACTONE-RESPONSIVE GENE 2-like. Lineage: Eukaryota; Viridiplantae; Streptophyta; Magnoliopsida; Ericales; Ebenaceae. Gene Ontology annotation, cellular component: plant-type cell wall. The record is from RefSeq and is a predicted model, not a curated record. The transcript has 3 exons. The coding region runs from base 76 to 1188 and encodes 370 amino acids.